AUGGUAUUGGGCAAUUCUACAAAUUACUUACGAAAUAUAUUGCCUUCAAUAAAAUCCAUUCUUACCCAAAUCUCAUCCAGCGUAUCUCAUCCCAGCAGUAAUUUUUCAAAACCACUACAACUCAAAAAAGAAAUACCGAACAUAGACUAUAAUGAUGAUAUUGAUAAUAAAGCUAGCAUCAACACUAAAACUAAGGCCAAAAAUAGCAAUAGUAAUAAUUAUAAAACCCUUCCUUUGAGAUAUCUUGAUGAAACCAUAUACAAACAGAUGGAACCAAAUGAAAAUGAUCAAAUCUUUGUUGCAAUUUCCUCUGGAGUGGAUUCAUCCGUUACUGCUGCUCUACUAAAACAAAAAUAUAAAAACAUACAGGCUAUUUAUAUGGCAAAUUGGUCCCAAACCUCAAACUGUAUCGAAAAAGAUUGGAAUGAUGUUCAGGACCUUUGUCAGUUUUUAAAUAUACCUUGUAAACGACUAAAUUUCGAAAAGGAUUAUUGGUUUAAUGUCUUUGAACCAAUGAUCGAAAUGUAUAAAAAUGGUUUAACCCCAAAUCCUGAUAUCUAUUGUAAUCAAUUUGUCAAAUUUGGUAAACUAUUCAAUUAUCUAGAUGAAUACCAAAAGAACCACAAACCAAUCACCCCAAGUUCAAAUUGGUGGCUAGCAACUGGCCAUUAUGCUAGAAUCAUGAAUCAUAUCCCUUCAAACCAAUUCCAUUUAUUAAGAAGCUUAUACCCUAAUAAAGAUCAAAGUUUUUACCUAUCCAAAAUAUCUCCAUCCAUUUUAAACCAUUUGCUUCUACCUGUUGGCCAUUAUUCAAAGACUCAAAUUAGACAAUUAGCAAAAGAUUUUAAUUUGCCAACUGCUUCAAAACCCGAUUCUCAAGGUCUAUGUUUUGUCAACCCUUCAAACACAAAAAAUGGAAAAUUUCGAAAAUUCUUAAACGAUUUUAUUCAGCCAAAACCGGGAAAUAUUAUCACAAAAGAUGGCACAAUUUUUGGUCAACACCAAGGCUUGUGGCAUGGAACAAUAGGUCAAAAAUCUGGGAUCUCAAUGCCGCAAGGAAAUCAAUUAUACAAAGGUGUUUGGUAUAUAAGUGAAAAGAGAAUUGCAUCUAAUGAAUUAGUAAUUGUUAAAGGCGGAGAUAAUGUUGAUUUAUUCACAAAUACGAUGAUUGUAAAAAACUGGACCUGGAUGGGAAAUGAUUUGAAUUUUCAACAAAUUAAUCAAAUUUUGUCAAAUAAAAAAAACGAUCAUGAAUUAUGUGUUCAAUAUAUUUCCUUACAAAAACCCUUAAAGAUCAGCAAUUUUAAUCUUGUUAAUAAUAAAUUAAACGAAAUUCAGAUCUCGCUAACACAACUUGCCAGAGCAAUCACUCCUGGUCAAAACAUGGUAUUAUAUGAUGGAAACAGGAUUCUUGGUUGUGGUAUUAUUCAAAAAUCCUUUAAAUUGAAUCUUUAA
Messenger RNA from Ascoidea rubescens DSM 1968, 1455 nucleotides. It is a transcript of the gene SLM3, whose product is annotated as tRNA-5-taurinomethyluridine 2-sulfurtransferase. The transcript has a single exon. Gene Ontology annotation, cellular component: mitochondrion. Gene Ontology annotation, molecular function: sulfurtransferase activity. NCBI's taxonomy places the organism in Eukaryota, Fungi, Ascomycota, Saccharomycetes, Ascoideales, Ascoideaceae. Gene Ontology annotation, biological process: tRNA wobble position uridine thiolation. The record is from RefSeq and is a predicted model, not a curated record. Bases 1 to 1455 code for a protein of 484 amino acids.